Molecule: messenger RNA, 387 nt
Organism: Ogataea angusta
Lineage: Eukaryota; Fungi; Ascomycota; Pichiomycetes; Pichiales; Pichiaceae
Exons: 2
Coding region: 1-387 (128 amino acids)
Source: RefSeq, a predicted model, not a curated record
AUGUGGGCUCUAGGAGACUUACCCGAGCCACCAGGCACAAAAUCAAUCUUGUCUAAUCUUCACUUAGGGCACCAUCUUUUGCCCUGCUCUUUACCUACUACAAGACUGCUCAUUGAAUUGCAUCCAAAUCGAGGAACUGAGGUCUGUUUCGCUAGGAUGUUAAGGAGAGGAGUCAUUGGAAGAGCCCAGCUUGGAAUUUCAUCAUGGCUCUUAGUAGUUGACCAGAUUCUCAAAGUUCCAUCCUGCCAAUUGCUCAAAUGGAAAAAGACUAGAAUUUCAGUCAAAAAUCUUAUCAAGCCAAGUAUGCAUGCUGCGUUUCGAACUCCAAAAAUUUUCGCAGUGUGGGGAAAGCACAACAGAUUUAUUGUCGUGCUCAAGCGCUUUUAA